Mycotypha africana is the source of this 855-nucleotide messenger RNA. RefSeq lists its product as uncharacterized. The coding region runs from base 1 to 855 and encodes 284 amino acids. NCBI's taxonomy places the organism in Eukaryota, Fungi, Mucoromycota, Mucoromycetes, Mucorales, Mycotyphaceae. The record is from RefSeq and is a predicted model, not a curated record. The transcript has a single exon.
AUGGCUGAUCCAGAUGCUCGUCCUUUAACGGCUUCAGAUGCCGGAUUUACGGAUAAAGAUCAGUCAUUUGUCAACAAUAGUCGUAGCACAAAAGUUCAAGCAUACACAAUAACAGAUCUAGAUGAAGAUUCUGAUGGAGAGCCUAUGAGCAUCCCUAAUAAGCAGCAGCCUUCAAAUCACUCAAAAGAAUUAGAGGAAGAAGAUGAUGAUGAUUUAGAGAGCAAUUCAGAUGAAGAAUACUGCGAUGCAACCUACACUUUUGAUUUAACAGGAACAAAUGAGGACGAUCAUGUAUCAACUUCUCCGCAGGACGAGAAAAAGAAAGGUAAUACUCUUGCUGCUAGUUUCGACGAUCUACCACAAGAUUUGAUUGAGCAUAUGGCCGAAGCAGCAUAUGAAGCAGAACCAGUUGGCAAACCAGAGCAACAAGCGGAACGAAUGCAAACAGAAGAUGAUCAUCACACUACUACGGAUGACGACGACGAAGGGUUAAAUGUCAAAACGGUUAAGAAAAUGCGUAAGAACUCUUUUGGUCCUGAGUUCAAUCCAGAAGAUGGUUCACGCCGGUGGUAUAUCGACAGCAAUAAUAAGAAGAUAAAGAUUCCCAAAACAAAAGGGCCAAAGGUCAGUUGGACAAAAGAAGAAAUAAAGGCUCUUGAAGAAGGCCUCGAAUAUUACAGAGGAACGCAGUGGGCUGAAAUUUUAAAGCGUAAGGAAGACGUUUUCAAGAAAAACAAUCGGGACAACAUAAGCCUGAAGGACAAAGCUCGAAAUGAGUAUAAUCGAAGAGUCAGAAUGAACGAAGCACUGGGUGGUUUUCGUUAUUAUGCUAAGAAACGUAGAAUCGAUCCAUAA